This is a messenger RNA of Dioscorea cayenensis subsp. rotundata (Guinea yam), 2367 nucleotides long. RefSeq names its product UTP:RNA uridylyltransferase 1. The transcript has 6 exons. Gene Ontology annotation, molecular function: RNA uridylyltransferase activity. Lineage: Eukaryota; Viridiplantae; Streptophyta; Magnoliopsida; Dioscoreales; Dioscoreaceae. The record is from RefSeq and is a predicted model, not a curated record. The coding region runs from base 542 to 2212 and encodes 556 amino acids.
CGGUCAAACCCUCUUCUCCGUCACCGCCGCCGCCGCCACGUCGAUGGGUGACGGCGGCGCCGCCCCCAACCGACUGGCGCAAUCCCCUCUCGACGGCGCGUUCCUCCUCCAGCUUCUCCAGCGCCCGCCGCAGUCCCAUCCCCAGCAGCAGCAGCCGCCGUCGAUUCCGCUCGAGGGUCAUCAACCCUCACCGUGAUCCCGCCGUCUCCGCCGUCGGCCCUAGCUAUCACUUCCUUCCCCACACUUUCAUCCAUCCUCCCCAGCCCCAGCACAUCCCGAUCCCUCCGGGCUUCUCCCCUUGGGCUCCUCCCCCUGGUUUCCCUCCUGUCUUCCAUGGCGAGCUCCAGCCUCCCGCCGGUGAUCCCUAUCUGGAAUUUCGGUUUCCGCAGCAUCAAGGUCCGGCUUCUACAAGUGAUGGAAAUCUAGGUUUUGGGGUGGUAGAGAUGAACGGGGAUUGGUGAAUCACCGUCCGGGGCCGCGGAAUGUGCCGAUUGGUGGUUCUGGUGGUGGAAUUGAUGGUAGGUUGCCGAACCGAAACCCUAUGAAUAAUCGAGAGCAGAGUUCGAGAGUGGUGAGGCCUCAUGGCCCUGUUGAAAGGGGUCGCCCUCUCAUGGAGAGGCCUGCAAUGGUUGUGAAGGGAAGGCCACCGGGACCAAUGUAUAGAGCAAAAGGGCCUGUUGAAUCAAUCAAUAUCAACGAGAGGAGUAGUGGGAAGUAUAAUGUGGAUGGUAGGCAGGAUGUUCGAAUGGAAAAGUAUAGCCGGUCCUUCCCUCCCUCUGCGGAGGUUCUUGUUUCGCAUGCAGAGGCUUCAGGAGUGAAUAGAAGCCAUGUUGGUUCUCGCUAUAAUGCAGAGAAUGGUGUUUUGCUUGAUUCGGCUGCCCGAAGAAGUGAUAGUCAUACUGAAGAAGCUCAUGAGGAUUCAAGUGAAGGAGAUGUUGAGGAAAGUGGAGUUUUUGAAGAUGAGUUUGGUUCUAAUCAGGAUGGUAAGAGUGGUGCCUCUGGGCCAGAGGAUGCCUUAGCUAACCAAAUGGUUGAUGCUUUGACUCUCAGUGAUGGUGCUGCUGGCACUAGUGCGGUGAAACAGGCAAAGACUUCCCGGGGCAAGGAUUUCAGAUUUGAUUCUUUUAGAGGGCAUCAUGUAUCUAGUUUCCGAAUGAGGCUCCGACGGAGACUGGUGGAGUGUCGUUAUGCCAUAGAUAAACUGGUACCCCAUUUGUUGUCGAUUUAUCAAUCUCUGAUACCACCAGAAGAUGAAAAAGCCAAGCAAAAACAAUUAUUGUUGUCACUGGAAAAAUUAGUUAACAAACAAUGGCCCAAGGCCCAGUUGCACAUUUAUGGGUCAUGUGCAAAUUCUUUUGGGGUUUCCAAUAGUGACAUUGAUAUCUGCCUUGCAAUUGAUGAUGCUGACCUGAGCAAAUCUGAUAUUUUGUUGAAGUUAGCUGAUAUUCUUCAAUCUGAUAAUCUUCAAAAUGUGCAGGCACUGACACAUGCUAGGGUUCCUAUAGUCAAGCUGAUGGAUCCAAUAUCAGGAAUCUCUUGUGACAUAUGUGUCAAUAACCUUUUGGCUGUUGUUAACACAAAGUUGCUAAGAGAUUAUGCUAAAAUAGAUGACAGAUUGCGCCAACUAGCCUUUAUUGUGAAGCACUGGGCCAAAUCAAGGCGUGUCAAUGAGACAUAUCGUGGAACUCUUUCUAGCUAUGCGUAUGUGCUUAUGUGUAUUUACUUCUUGCAACAGCGCAAACCUGCGAUCCUUCCUUGUUUGCAGCAAAUGGAAGCAACUUAUGCCAUAACUGUAGAUAAUACAACGUGUGCUUUCUUUGACCAAGUUGAAAGGCUCCGUGAUUUUGGUGCACAUAACAAGGAAAGCAUAGCUUAUUUGCUUUGGGCGUUCUUUCACUAUUGGGCAUAUUGUCAUGAUUACACAAACGAUGUUAUUUCAAUUCGCACUGGAGGCAUUAUCAGCAAGAGAUUGAAAGAUUGGACAAGGCGCAUCGGCAAUGAUCGUCAUCUCAUCUGCAUAGAGGACCCCUUCGAGAUCGAGCACGAUCUUGGUCGUGUUGUUGACAAGUUCAGCAUCAAAAUUCUGAGGGAAGAGUUCGAGCGUGCAGCCGAUAUUCUUCAGUUUGAUCCAAACCCUUGUGUUACUCUUUUUGAGCCAUAUAUUCCACCUAGUUUACCUCAGGAGCAGGUUCAUCCAGAAUUGGAUGAAUAGGUUUUGGACCAACUUAAGUUAUUAACCUGUUUAUCCUUCUAUUUUGCCCUUUUUUUUUUCUCUUAAGUUGCAGUUGUCUAACUCUUUUUGUGAAUAUUGUUUGCAUGUUACCAUAUAUAUAUAUUAUUGUAAAGAGAUAUGCUUAUGCUGCUAAA